UGAAUUGUUGUUUAAAUGUGAUUCGGGGAUCAGCUGUGUCACUCAAGGACGCAGACCAGCCUGUCCUGCAUUCCUCUGCUGCCUUUCAUGGGAAAUUAGAUCGAGUUUUGGCAGCCGUGGUUAUGGGAAUAUUUCUCUUCGACUUCUUGAUUUAAAUGAUAGACUUACCGUGCAUGUAAUGGUUAGAAAAUAGGAUAGCGAAGGUUGGGCACUUUGUUGUUAUGGCGUUAUCAGUACCGUAGCAGGGAUGCGAGAGGGUGACGAGUUAAAAAUUAAACACUAUUAUUAUCCUUCUCUUUGUAUGAUCCUCACUAUAGCUCAAAUCGAUACGCAAAAAGGAUUGCAUAGACAGCAAAACUUUACUUUCCGACUAAUGUGCAACCUUACCCUCACUACACAAAAAUGUCGUUGGGCGCAUGCGCGGUGACGUAGUGAAGAAGACCAGACAGAGCUUUGGUUCACUUAGACUAUCCUUUGUGGAGUAGUCAGUGUCUCUGUGUUAGUUCACCUGGUGCCAGGGGGGGAAAAAAAGAUACAUAGAAAGUUAUUGUUUGGUUGUGGCAUUGUGUUACCCAGGGCCUGGAUACACUUCGAGAACUGACGAUAAGAGAGAAAAUCCUCUCGUGGCGUCACUUAUCAGCUGAGAAAUGGAUGGAUCGGUAAGACUAUGAAUUCCUAGUACAUAAUGGAGAAUAAAGUUGAAAUAGAAAAGGAAAAAUAGUUGUAAGAAAAAGAAAAUAUAGUUGUAAGAAAAAGAAAAAGUUUGUUCGAGUCAGGCUGUCACCCAAGCGAUAAACGAUGGGGUCGUGACCUUCAACCCAGCCGUGAAGCGGUACACCUGCACAGUCUGCGAAGUGCCACUCUCCGGAGGCACUGACGUCGCGAAACAUCUCGAAGGGUCCAAGCAUCGUGAGGCCGGUGCCAGGUACGCUGUCUCGAAGCCGUCAGAAGCACCGCAAUCUCUAAAGGGCCUCCUGUCGCCCGAUGUGCUCGAGGCGGCCGUGGGUGAAAUGGUGAUUGUUACGCCAAAGAAGGUCUACGAAUGUCGCAUCUGCUGCGUCCAGCUUUCGGGUUUGGUGCCUCUGAAGAGCCACUUGGUGAGCGACGUUCACAAGAAGAAGGUCGAGGCGCAGAGGCUGACGGACAGCAGAGCUCUUAAAUUUGCCCCGACUCUUGGCUCUUCCCGUGGCCCUCCCAUCUUCCGGGCCACGGCUGCGACGCAAGAGAUUCUGGGCUUCCACGCCCCGUCUGAUGUGCAGGGCUUUUCGGUCGUCCAGACGCCAACUGCUGUGCAGGGCGUCUCUGUUAUCCAGACCCCAACGAACCUCCAAGGCGUGUCCCUCAUUCCAAGUCUUUCGGCAAUCCAUAGCAGCUCAGACUUUAGGACUUCUUUCCCUGCCCCGGGAAACUCGGUCUUCACAGCGUCCACGCCUACAGCCCCAAGCUUCCAAAUCACUGACGAAGAAUUUAAAAAUUAUGCUGCGGUUUUUGGCACUGAACCACCCUCAGGAGGUUUCUCUGCUCUUUCCAAUCAGCAGCAGCCAUCGCAGGCCGAGGAGGAGAGUGAACUCGAAAAAGCCUUCCGCGAGAUGCUGGUGAUUCAGACGGACAACACUGCUGAACCCUUUUCGUGCAUUGCCUGUCAGAAAAGGUUCAAUAGCUCUUACACACUAUCAGACCAUCUGAAAAGUAAAAAGCAUAAGAAAAAGGAAAUGGAACUUGGUCUACAAAUGCGAAAACAGAGCGAGAAGGAAGAUCCUCCUGUAAACCAGAUGGGGGCGAACCAUGGCAAAAGCAGGCGCGAAUACUCAGUGGUGUCCGAUCCCCGCGGCCAUGUCUAUAUCUUCAACAACACCUUCGACGGCCAAGGGAAAAGCCAGCGGACAGGCGCCAACCUUGACUCUCUGAACAUCCAUGAUACCUUCAGGAAGAUGGGCUACGAUGUCUUUAUCCUUGAAGACCUGUCGAAGGAGCAGACCCUCAUGGCCUUCAAUAGCAUUCGGGGCAACGCCAACCUGAGUGGCGUGGAUGCUUUGAUCAUCUUCAUCCUGAGUCACGGCGUCGACCCUUACACCUUCAAGGCGAACGACGGCCAAGAAAUCUCUCUCCACAAGAUCCGCUUCAGCUUCACCAACCGCGGGUGUCCCUACAUGAAGGGGAAGCCAAAGAUCUUCUUCACCAACUACUGCCGCGGCGAUCAGAUGGAGAAGCGGGAGCUGGACAGCGUGGAAGUACCCUGCGAUAUGGUCACGAUACACGCCUCCAUCGAGGGCGUCAUGGCACACAGACUGAAGUCCUCGGGCACGGUGUUUGUUAAGUGCCUCUGCGACGUGCUGAACAAACACGCCCGCAACAUGGAGCUCAGGGAACUGUACGGAGAGCUCGGCGAUCAGAUGAGGCAAAAUAAGGGAACAAGACCCAUGUGGGAGGAUUAUGGAUUCGAGAGGUUCUGCUUCAACCCUGUCUGAUGCGCUGUGAUGGGCGUAGUUUUCUCUCUCUUGCCCUUUUAUGCGUGGCCUUCUUCCUUUUCAUUAUUAUCUUCUUUCCACCCCGAAUGCCCAGAUAAAACCAGGUGGCGGCGAUCAAUGACAGUCCAACUAAUAUGUCUAUAGCGUUCAAAAUACUAGGCUUGUAGAGAAGGUGCGUCAAAAGUCUUGUCUUUAUGAAACACAAGCAAUGUUUUUUUCAUGUUGAAAUAACGCUUUUCUAGACAUUGUGUUUCAAGCUAUCUAGGAUUUAUAAGGGCAAGACACUGUUUCCAGGUGCCCCGGGUGUAUUUUGAAAAACAUGUUUCUAAUUUAUACAGUGAACUGUGAUAUUUUAUAAGUCCUGAAUGGCUAAUCACCAAGCAUAAUAAAUAUUUUUUGUAACACUUAUAGAAGCAUAAUUAUUACCAUUGCCAAUGGUAAUUUUCCUGCACUAUGUAUUUUUUAUUUGCAGAAAAUAGUUUCCAAUUUUUAUCCAGUCAGUUUUACAAUUGUGAUAUUUUGGGUCGUAUAGGCAUUUUUAACUGACAUUUUCUCUGAAGGUAACAGUUUAUGCAUAGUAUUAGGAAUACGAAAUACAUUAGUUAUGUAAUAAAGAUUUAUCAAAUUACAAA
Penaeus chinensis is the source of this 3100-nucleotide messenger RNA. Its product is annotated as caspase-2-like. Gene Ontology annotation, biological process: proteolysis. The record is from RefSeq and is a predicted model, not a curated record. NCBI's taxonomy places the organism in Eukaryota, Metazoa, Arthropoda, Malacostraca, Decapoda, Penaeidae. The coding region runs from base 1011 to 2468 and encodes 485 amino acids. The transcript has 6 exons. Gene Ontology annotation, molecular function: zinc ion binding; nucleic acid binding; cysteine-type endopeptidase activity.